GUGCGACAGACUUAAGAUAUCACACGUUGCCACCGCUUUUCGCAGCGACUCCAACCUGCAUUACAAAGUUUUUAUUUUAAAUCAAUUUAUAAAAUGUUUGGGACAUAUACUGCAGACCACAGCAAGAUGGGAUAUUCCACUGGUGCAGCAUCUCAGCGCGACCCGGAGAUGCAGCGCAAACACGAGCGUGUAGAGCAUGAGCGGCUAACGAACAGCGGGCAGUCGUUCAUGCCGAAUAAUUGCCCGAAUAAACGCCCAUAUGCUUCGCAACCUUCGAAGCUAUCAAUGGACAAGAUCGAAAACAGGCAGAGCCAACGUUUUGGGUCGCGCUUGAUGAGCCUCCAAAAUACCCAGCAGCUGACACCAACACAAGGACCAGUGACGGGCAAUGGAAUGCGCUGUGCCGAUGGAAAUUACUCACUGUCCGCCCAGUCUAGCGGCUGGGACAGUGGGUACAACAGCCAAUGCGGAGGUUCUUGGCAGUAUUACUACCAUGGCGGCUACUACCAGCAGCAAUUUUCGCAGCCAGCUCCCACUCAGACACCAGGCUACUUCACGAAGGCGUACAACCCUGGAACAAGCCAGUCGCCUAGUAGCUCAAGCAACGCAAGAAAUGGUGGUGAUCAGCAUAGCAAUAGUGGACACAUACCCACUGCCCAGGUGUCGGCUCCUGAGAAACCAUACCGCUACCCUGUGGCCGAACACGACAAGACGCCUGUGCUACCCAUGAUACCCGUGAGAAAGAGCACGAGGAACAUGGCACACUACAAGCCUUAUGCCAAGAAGGCAAGGAAGGAUAAGAGCAGGAACAAAAAAAAUGAAGCCGCUGUAGCCCAACGUGAUGGACCUGUUGUUGAAAACCCUGUCGUCAUCAACGACAUAGAAAAAGAGCUGACCUUAGUCUGCAGUAUUACUGCCAAGUACUUUGAAGGGGCAAAUUGCAGAGAUUGCGGACGGCAAUUUGUCAGAGGUGAAUUCUACGAAUAUAGCCGGCACGUCCACGACCAUGAUGUACAGAAGAGGCUUGCUAAGGCUGAGGAGGAGCAAUCCAAGAUAGGCAAUCCCUCCAUCAGGGCUGGUCCUUCUGUACCUGCAAAACCUGCAAACUGGGCUGAAUUCAAAAAGAGAGAGAAAGAGAAAGCGGAAAAAAUGGGCACUUGAGACCACAGAGAAGAGCACAAACGACGCAGACAGCAUGCGAGUGAUGAUGAACAAGACUGGAUAAUUUUUCCGUCGAGGACCUUAUUUGAAGAUUUUACAAAAUAUAUUUGUUUUAAAAUAUAUUGUGCAAUAUUUUUUCUAAUAUUAAAAUUUAUUAAAUCGUA
Cloeon dipterum is the source of this 1325-nucleotide messenger RNA. RefSeq lists its product as uncharacterized. NCBI's taxonomy places the organism in Eukaryota, Metazoa, Arthropoda, Insecta, Ephemeroptera, Baetidae. Bases 94 to 1161 code for a protein of 355 amino acids. The transcript has 7 exons. The record is from RefSeq and is a predicted model, not a curated record.